UAACACGGCGUGUAUAACGCACGACAUAACACCGUGCUAUAAAGGACUAGUUAUGAAACAAGUAUCGUACUAUAGUACGUUACGAUGCGAGUGGAAUAAGCCGUACUUGACGGCACGGCGUGUAUAAGCACCCGAGCGUUAUAGCGAGUACGCUUAACACCGUGCCAUGAAGAAUGACUUAUAUGACACGUGUAUCGCACAAUAUUAUAUAGCGCUGGUUUUCUUUACACCCUAGUUGCAUAAAGUAACUAAUACGAUACUCGUGUCUUAAUAGUGACCCAUAUUACACGGUGUGAAUAUCGGCUACGGUUUAUAGAUUAAAGUAUUUUUGUUGUAGAAAUGACUUAUUCUAUGUAACUUACGUAUUUUUUUAAACCACGAAUCAGGACUAAGUUAGCCGUUUUGUAAAAUAGUCCCGAUUAGUAUAAAAAAGUACGCAAAAAUGCAUGGGUUAACUAAAUGUGGUGUGCACCACGUGUGAAAGAACUUGUUUGCCCUCGUCACUAUACCACUGUUCGUUUUUAACAUUGUUAUAUUAUUCCUGGCUUAUAACCAUAAUGAAGCCAUUUUCCUUAUCCUGUUUCCUUUAAAAGCGCCAUAAAGAGUGACUGCACAUUGUUCUCGAUAAUUUUCAUUAUUCCUGCAAAUUGUAUCAGAUUUUUUCAUAGUUAAAUGUAGGUUUUUCUGUUAAAUACAGUGUUAACGUAUAAUACUUUUACAGUUGUCUAAUCGCAAGUUGUAGGCCAAACUCCUUCGGCCGACCUCGAUCCAAACAAAAAUUUUGUUCCCAUUGUACGAUAUCGGAAGUCUGAUAAAACGUAUCACGUGGGUCGAGAUUUAUGGAUAAUGGAAAGUAUCUACGACGAAAUUAUGACUCCACAUAAUACUCCAGGGAAAUGCGUAGCAUUAAUCCUCAAGGCAAUGAUUGGGGCUAAAACCCUGUCAAAAUGCACGCGCACUAGUCGAGAGAGCAACCGUAAAGUAGGCAACAUGAAAAGGCUCAACGAUUCCGAUACUGAAAUUGAAAGUGACGAAAAAUCCGCAUAUAAGCCAGAAAAAUUAGACAAAACAAAGUUAGCGAUAUGUUUUGACCUCUACGUCCAUUGGCUAAAAAAUCAUCACUCAAAGAUUAAUACCAAAAUGGACCUUUUCGAGGAGAUGGCUAAUUUUAAUUCACAUGUCUCAAAAUCGAUUUCUUAUCUAAAGAGGCCUGCGCAAAAGAGGAAGAUCCAAAAAAACGAUGAUUCAUCUAGCGAUAACGAAGUUGAAGCUCCUACAAAAAUAAAAAUUAGCGCAGAGGUGCAUGCGGAUCCAACCAAAUAAACAAAAAAAAAGAAGAUACAGAAGAAGAAAGAGGAGGGAGAGAAAAAUAAGAAACCCAAAAGUUCCCAGCAAAAAAGAAAGAAGAAUCAAAGAAGAAUGAAAAAGAUCAUACAAAAACUGAAGAAGAGAGUGAGAAAAUUGAAGUAAUAGUCACAGAAGAUGAAAAAUCAGAAAAAGAAGAUGAAGAAAUGCAAGAGUAAGAGGUUAAGACUAGUAGCUAUAAUGAAAUCCUUUUUAUAGAUUCGACAGCCUUAAACAAGUCCGACGUAUCAUUACUUACGGAUGUUUCCGAUGCAGAGGAUUUAUUAUCAGACAAUAAUCCAUUGCAUGAUUAAAAAUGGAGUUUUAACUUUUAUUUUAAUAUUAAGAACAAAACGUUACCUGAUUAUCGUCUGAGGUUUUUUUAGUAGGC
Molecule: messenger RNA, 1735 nt
Organism: Nasonia vitripennis (jewel wasp)
Lineage: Eukaryota; Metazoa; Arthropoda; Insecta; Hymenoptera; Pteromalidae
Exons: 4
Coding region: 847-1323 (158 amino acids)
Source: RefSeq, a predicted model, not a curated record